Paramuricea clavata is the source of this 3978-nucleotide messenger RNA. The record is from the annotation of a GenBank genome assembly. NCBI's taxonomy places the organism in Eukaryota, Metazoa, Cnidaria, Anthozoa, Malacalcyonacea, Plexauridae.
AUGAGAAAUGUUAUGUUGCCAAAAUACCAAGAUAUUCUAUGUGGGAAAUCGUUGGAGAGCUGUGAGGAAAGAGUAAAAGCAAAAGAGCAAUUUUUUACAAGUCUUGAACAACUGUUCAAUGCUGUAUCAGAAAACCCUGAAGAGGUAUAUAUUAUAAACCAGUUUUCCACUUCAACUGUAUUGUAUAGCUGAACUGGUACCACCGGUAUAUCACUUUGUUUUCGGAGCACUCAAUUAACUGAUGACUGCCACACAAAAGGAUGAUACAAUAUACAGUGACACUAAAUGUACAUAUGUCUGAAGUGGAAAACAACCUUUAGUUCAUUGGAAUAUAUAUCACAUCACUUAAUCAUGGGAUUAUAAAAUUAAUGCAAAUUAUUAUUAAUAUAUCUUUUAAGUAUAAAGUUUGUUCGUUCACUGCAACCAGGUAUAUUAAUCAUGAUUCGCUUGCUACUCUGGUUUAAAUAAAUUAUUACACUCUAUGCCGUAUGUGGCGUAUAAUUUUUUAUCUCAUAUGCACAAAUGACAAUUGAUCAUGCAUGUAACUUUCACUAUAUGGUAAUUAAGUUACAACUAAACUGUUUUCAAUGUUGGACCACCUUAAAUGGAAAAGAUUUCAAGUCAACAUUUAAUAGUCAAAAUCAAAAAUUCUUUUUAAUGCCUGCGUUGAAGAAGGAAGGUGUACAGACUAUAUGCUGAUGAUAGAGGUAUGGCCAAAUAAAAAUAAUAGUUGGUUUCAGGUUUCACAGCCAUGUUUUAUGUGGGUAGGUAGGUCGGAAAAAAUUUUAUUUUAAAAAAGUAUUUUAUCUCAAAUAUGCGAUAAAUAUAAGUUAAAACUCAUUAUAAACUCCAGCUCUUAGUUUUUAUUGUUUUUACAUCAAGUUUUCACCUGCAUACAUAUAAAACUUGACAUGCAAGGUAACGAGCAACAACUAAAUAUUUAAUGUCAACAAUGUUCAGUCUAAACGUUUAAAUGUCAAUAAAAUGUUUUUGGUCGGUCAUAUUUUUGACAGGUCGGUCGGAAACCUGAAACCAACUAUUAUUUUUAUUUGGCCUAUGCAAGACUGAGUGCAUGCAUGCCCUUUUUUAUUGAUUGACUAUAAUUACACAUAUUAUAUAGGCUAAAGGAUUCUUCAAAGCCAGUGUUCGCACCAAGACUUGCAAUUGCGGUGAGGUGGUUGUUAUAUCGUUGGCGAAAGCAGUACCGUUUGCCGAUCUAAAGAUGACUUCGGAAGCAAUGCGGCGUUACAUCCAAUCAAAUGGUAUUGGCUGUAGAGGGAAAACAAUGAGAGCGGGAAACACAUCUGCCACAUGUGUACAUGUGAAGCAUAGCAGCUUACCACCAUCCUUGCUUCAAAUCAUUAAGCCCACAUCAGGUAUUAUAUAUAUAUAUUAAUCUAAAAAAUGUGUGCAAUAGUACCGUUACUGGCAUGCACAUACGAUAUUGUACCGGGUUUCCAAACAAAAAAAAUUGCGCUGUUUGAUAUAAUGUAAUGUAAAAACUAUUAACUAUUGCAAUCAAAUAAGUUUUAUUGUAUUCAGAAAGAGCUAACUUAGAUUUUGAUAUAUAAUAUUCGAAUGUCCGUACUCCGUACACAACAUUUACUGAGGUAUCGAAUCGAUGUUUUAACUCAUCGAAUAAGCAUAUUUGACAAUGUUAAAAGUUUGCAUAAAAUUGCCUGUCAAAUAUUAUUUGGUUAAACUUGAUAUAUUAUUUAUUGUGGCCAAAAGAAUUAAUGAAUGAAAAGAUAGUUGUUGGAUAAACAAUUUAUUCAUUCGUCUUAAAAAGUAUGUCCGUUUUUUGUAAUAUUAAACCAUUAUUUUGUAAAUAUAUAUAUCAUACCCUGUAAAUUAAUUUAGAUUGCUCUGAAGAUGUUGUAUUGUAAACAACGAAACGUUAGCUAAUAAAUGUUUUACUUUUAUUAUGUUUGGUUCAAAGUUAUUUGCUGGGCUCUGCUCUUUAUCUUUUUUAUGUAUUACUGUAUAAAGCCGGUACUACUGUAUUGGCAGUGUAUAGUUAAAGACCAUGUCAAGUCCGUAAUGUGAGCGGCAAACGAUAUCUGUUUACAUUUUGAACUGCUAUAUUUGUAAAAUGAGACAUAACUAAAUAUCUAACAUUUUUCUGGUUCGCAAUUGUAAAUGAAUAUAAACUAGGUACGUUUCAAUUCAAAAAGUUCGAAAGAUCCAAUGUUUAUAUCUCUGGGCCCCAUUUGUUUAUUUUGUUCUGAGCAAAACUGAUACGCAGAACGGACGUGACAUGGUCUUUAAGUUUUUGGUUUCUUAUUUUUGGCUUUAUACAUUGAGUAAGUUCACUUAUAGUAAUAUUACGGCUAGGUAUAUAACAAAGUACAAAAGUCGUGCACAAAGCCAUAUUGCGUAAACUGCGUAAAUAUAAUCAGAUCUAUGUUUACGUUUUGUCGCGUGUUGGGUACGAGUUUUUCUUCCUUGACAAAAAGACCAAUAAAUAAGAAUAGAAAAGCAGUCUUGCAUUUUCGAUUCAGUUUUGAACAGAGAUUUUCCGAAGUUGACAAGUCUCUCUUUUCUCGCUCCGCCCCUCCGUACUACGUCAUGUAAUGUACACUAUAGUGGAUCGAUACUAUAUGACAAUGAAGGAGAGACUUGAAGCAAGUCUAGUGACACGUUGGUCAGGUGAAACCGUGAAAUGUAUUCUCGGUAUACGCACAACGCGCAAUACGAAGUAAACAGCGAGAAGAGAGCGUAAACAGCGAGAAGAGAGCAUAAACAGCCAAAUGAGUUCACCAAAUAUGACUAGGUUGGCUGGUUUCUAUCUUUCUCCCAGUGUUGCUUUAUCACGCCUUAUCUGCUCUAUCAACUAUAUGCUCAUAUGCUCGAAUGGCUUGCAACAUGUACGCAACGCGUACCUAUUUUUAAAUGUCUCAUGCUUUUUUCGCUUCCCAAGAAGUAUGAAUACAUGCAUGGCUAACUUAUAAUAGGACAUUACGCAAAAUUAAAUUUUACUAGUUGAAUUGCAAAAAUUGAAAUUGUUAGUAAGUCAAUUGACAAUUGUUUUCAUAUAAAUAUGAAUUUAUAUGUAUAUGUUAUAUUGUAAUAUAUCUUAUGUACCAGUAAUGGUGUAAUGGAAUAAACAUGCAUGCAUAUAUUAUUAUUAUUAUUGUUAUUAUUAUAAAUUUUAUCAGACAUGUUUUUCAAUUUAGUUUUACUCAUUUUUAAAGCAUGCACCAAAUAUAUUCAAACAUUCAGGGUAGGUGAUCAUUUUUAGCACAGUUAAUAUAGUAGCCUUUCCUAAAUACCAUAAAAUUUGUUUGAGUGCAAUAGCUAUUGUAGUUUUUACCUCGCAUGAAAUCAAACAGCACAACUUUUUUGGGACACCCUGUAACCUGUAUAGGACAUAUCAGUUUAUUUAUAUCAUGUUACUUUAGUACUUUUAGAUAACCCACCGGAAUUUGCAAAAAAUGAUGGGAGUAGUAUUCAGAAAGAAAAUGAGGCAGAUACUGGUAAUUAAAAUGCAAUUUUCAUAAAUAAUGUGCAUGUUUAACUGGCUGAUAGAGUAUAAGAAAUAUCUUUCAAAUUCAGUAGACUGUAAAUAGCUGGGCCAAGUGUGUCUUAGAUUUCUUUAAAUUUUUUUUUGUGAAUGGAAGAUUCUUAUCAUUAACAUAAUCAAUGGUCAAUGCCUUCAGAUGUGCCUGUACUGUGGUAUUUUACUCUCUCAAACAUCUGACUAUUUUACUUGUCAGUUCACGUUCGGUAUGGAGUUAAUGGAUAAAUACACAAAAGUGGCCAUUUACAAGUUUGAUUAUUGUCUAUUUUAUUAGAUAACAUGAUAAGUGCACCUGUUAUUCUCUUUAAGCAAAUAAUCCCUCUCAAGGGAAUGAUCUUCCACAAGAUAAUCUUCCUCCUGGAAACAAUCGGCCUCCAAAAGAAAAUGAUCUUCAAGGAAAUGAUCCUCUAAAGAUAAUUGAUGACCCUAAAGGAAAUGAUAUCAAUACUGGUAUUUAA